Podarcis muralis (Common wall lizard) is the source of this 4574-nucleotide messenger RNA. It is a transcript of the gene HIF1A, whose product is annotated as hypoxia inducible factor 1 subunit alpha. Gene Ontology annotation, biological process: cellular response to hypoxia; regulation of transcription by RNA polymerase II. Gene Ontology annotation, cellular component: nucleus. Gene Ontology annotation, molecular function: protein dimerization activity; DNA-binding transcription factor activity, RNA polymerase II-specific; RNA polymerase II transcription regulatory region sequence-specific DNA binding. The record is from RefSeq and is a predicted model, not a curated record. Lineage: Eukaryota; Metazoa; Chordata; Lepidosauria; Squamata; Lacertidae.
CACUCGAGCGCGGCGGUUGGCUGGGCCGCGCUAGGCCGCGAGGAGGGGGCCGGGCCGCCUAGGCCUCUCCUGACUGGCGCAGGCGGCGCUCGUGACGGGAAGGCGGAGGCCCGGACCCGCCUCGUCCCCGCCCGCCUCGCCUGCCUUUCCUGCGACUCCUCUUUCCCGUCUGUGCCGACGCCGCUGACUAACCUUCGCCGGCCUCCCCUCAGCCGGGUCGCCUCCUCCGUGGUGCUGCCGCGGCGCGUGAGGCUUCCGCCCGAGCCCUCUUUCUGAGGUGAGAGAGGCCUGCCUUCUCCCCGCCCGGCUCUUUGGGAAGAAGAAGAAGACACCCCCCCCCCGGCCUGCGGAAGAAGCUCCGUCCGGGCAGGCAAGCUGGCUUCCGACGACGACGACGACGGCGCCGCCGCUGCUGCCGCCAUGCAGCCCUGCGCCACGACGGGCGGCUCCAGCGACAAGAAAAGGAUAAGUUCAGAACGCAGAAAGGAGAAGUCCAGAGAUGCAGCCAGGUGCAGGAGGAGUAAGGAAUCGGAGGUGUUCUAUGAACUGGCUCACCAGUUGCCUCUUCCCCACCAUGUGAGCGCACAUCUCGACAAAGCCUCAAUUAUGAGGCUAACGAUCAGCUACCUGCGCAUGAGGAAACUGCUUGAUGCAGGUGACCUGGAGGCAGAAGCUGAAAUGGAGACACAGCUGAAUUGCUUUUACUUAAAAGCUCUUGAUGGAUUUGUCAUGGUUCUCUCAGAGGAUGGAGACAUGAUCUACAUGUCUGAGAAUGUGAACAAGUGCAUGGGGCUCACACAGUUCGAGUUGACCGGACACAGUGUGUUUGAUUUCACUCAUCCGUGUGACCAGGAAGAGCUGAGAGAAAUGCUCACCCACCGGAAUGGUCCUGUGAAAAAAGGGAAGGAACAUAACACGGAGCGCAGCUUUUUCCUCAGAAUGAAGUGUACAUUGACCAGCCGAGGAAGAACUGUCAAUAUAAAGUCUGCCACAUGGAAGGUACUUCAUUGCACAGGGCACAUUCGCGUCUAUGACAAUUCCAACAACCAGACAGUGUGUGGAUAUAAAAAGCCCCCCAUGACAUGUUUGGUGUUAAUCUGUGAACCCAUCCCCCAUCCAUCAAAUAUUGAAGUCCCCUUGGACAGCAAGACGUUCCUCAGCCGCCACUGCCUUGACAUGAAAUUUUCAUACUGUGAUGAAAGGAUUACGGAACUGAUGGGAUACAACCCCGAUGAGCUCCUGGGUCGCUCCAUAUAUGAAUAUUAUCAUGCCCUGGACUCUGAUCAUCUGACCAAAACACAUCAUGACAUGUUCGCUAAAGGACAGGUGACCACCGGGCAGUACAGAAUGCUUGCCAAACAUGGGGGCUAUGUUUGGGUCGAGACUCAAGCAACCGUCAUAUACAACAAUAAGAAUUCUCAGCCACAGUGUAUAGUGUGUGUGAAUUAUGUCUUGAGUGGCAUUGUUCAGGGCGAUUUGAUUUUUUCACUCCAGCAAACCGAGUGCAUGUUGAAACCAGUGGAUUCCCCUGAGAUGGGGAUGAUCAAAAUACUGGACAAGACUGAACUGGAAGACAGCAACAGCCUCUAUGAGAAGCUUAAGAAGGAGCCAGAUGCGUUAACCUACCUUGCUCCUGCAGCUGGAGACACCAUAAUAGCGUUGGAUUUCAGCAAUGAUGAGUCUGAUGAGCAGCAGUUUGAUGACGUUCCCUUGUAUAACGAUGUAAUGCUCCCCUCAUCCAGUGAGAAAUUGCAGAGUAUAAAUUUGGCUAUUUCCCCUCUGCCUGCUUCCGAAGCUACAAAACCACUCCGUAGCAAUGCGGACCCAGCACUCAAUAGAGAGGUGGUGUCCAAGCUGGAGCCCAGCACAGAGCCCUUGGAUCUUGCUUUCUCCAUCCGCCGGAUGCAAGAAAAACCAGAUACUCCUUCUGAUGGAAGCCCCAGCCAAAGCCCACCCGAGCCCAGUAGUCCUCCUAAUGACUAUUGCUUCAAUGUGGACAGCGAGAUCGACAGCGAGUUCAAGUUGGAGCUGGUGGAAAAGCUAUUUGCAAUAGACCCAGAGUCCAAAAACCCAUAUUCUAUGCAGGAAACUGAUUUAGACCUGGAAAUGUUGGCGCCCUACAUACCCAUGGACGAUGACUUCCAGCUGCGUUCCUUUGACCAGCUUUCUCCGCUGGAGAACACUUCGGCAAGCCCUCCUUCCAAAGUGGGCACCGUCACGGGAUUUCAGCCUGCCGCAGACAAGAUACUACCUGCGACGGUCAAACAUGAGGAUGAAUCGACGACACUGAUAGCUCCUGUUCACAUCGUCGUAGAAGCCAACAGUGCCCCAGCAUCACCCUAUGCCGAGAAUCUCAGUCGAACGGCGUCCCCAGUCAGAGAAGGAAAAGGCACGACAGAGCAGAAAGAGAAGCCGAGUCCAGGAGUGCCAAACUUGUUAACAGUCACGCUGGGUAAAAGUAAAUCAACUGCUGCAACAAAUGAAGAAAUUAAUCCAAAGUUAAUAGCUCUGCAUAAUAUUCAGAGGAAACGGAAAAUGGAACAGGAUGGCUUGCUUUUCCAAGCAGUGGGCAUUGGCACAUUACUGACACAGUCAAGUAGUCCUGGGGGAAAUGUGUCCCUGGCUUGGAAACGCGUAAAAGGAUGUAAAUCUAAUGGGCAGAAUGAGGUGUCGGAGAAGACGGUCAUUUUAUUACCAUCAGAUAUAGCAAGUAAACUUCUAGGGCAGUCCAUUGACGAGAAGGGACUCCCGCAACUUACCAGCUAUGACUGUGAAGUAAACGCACCCAUACAAGGCAACCGCAACUUGCUACAGGGUGAAGAGUUGCUCAAAGCCCUGGAUCAAGUCAACUGAGCUUUCCCCACACACAACUCUUCUGUUUUCUUGGACACUGGUGACCCACCACCUAAAAGCAGUCUAUUUAUAUUUUCUAUAUCUGAUUUUAGAAGCCUGGCUACAAAUACUGCACUAAUUCAGUUAGUUUGGUUCUGAUCCCCUUUCUACUUUGGACAGUCUUUUAAAAACAACAAUGUUCUUUAUGUAACAACAGUAACUUGGCUAAUGGUGCAUUUUUUUGGUACAUAAACAAUCAAAAGUCCAGUAUGUUUAGAACACACUUGCAAUGGCAGCUUUGAAGUAGGCACCUUUUUAAAAAGUAUUUAUUUUUUAUUUUGGAUCAAGCGUUUUUGUCACUGAAAAUAUUUCUAUCAAGUGAAUCACCACCGUGGUGAAACUGUCUAAGCCUUCUCUCACGUGGUUGAAGGCAUUGUGUGCUCUGAUGUUCAGAUAAAUUUUUACUUUACUUUUUUUAAAGAAGAGAAACAUUUCUUUGCAGCGGUGCAUUUGUAGCCACAAUCGCACAAUCUAUUUUCUUAAGAAAAUAAAAAUGAAAUGCCAGCAGUUCCUCAUGCAAUAUAUACUGCAUUUACAAAGCUAGUUUUUAAAGAAAACUUUUUUUUAUUUCUUUUCUCUUCCACUUGUUUAUGUUUACUGCCUGUGAAAUCAUGUAGAAAUUUUGGAGUAAUUCUAUUUUUUUGUCAUGUUGUACUCGAAAAAGAGGGUUCUUAAAUGCUGUGUUUUAAUGUCCAUGUAUGGUUCGGGGGGAAAGAGAGUUCGAUCUGGAGGGGCUAGCAAUGUUUGGGGCAUUUUUAAGUUGCAUAAGAGAUGACCAGGGAGAGGGUUAUAAAAUUAUGAUUAGUCGUGGAGCAAGCAGAUAGGAGAUUCCCCCCUCCUUUUUGCAAUAUUUAAACUCUGGCUUUCCCAGUGAAGAUUGUUUCAGGACAGAAGGCAUUUCUUCACGCAAUGCAUUAAUUCACUGCGACAAUGUGGUGGCGGCCAUUGGCUUAUAUGGCUUUUUAAAAGAUUACCCAUGGAAGAUAGGCCUAUUGGUAGCUGCCUGCCACAAUAGUGGAGGGGAAUCUGUGUUUGGGGGGGGGGCCAUGGACCUCUGAAUGCCAGUUUGCAGGGGAGGGCUGUUGUUGUUUUCACGCCCUAUUUCUGAGCUUCCUCAAUGCAUCUGGCCGGACCUUUGGUCUACUGCAGUAGGGAUCUUCUUACGUUACGUAUGUGGAUGAAUUAUCCUUUAAUUGAAAAACAAUGUUUUUAAAGUAGUCGCUUUGCCACCUCUGCAGGGAGAACAGUCCCCCCCUGCCUAUAGCUCUGAAAGUUCAUGCUAAUAUUGUGUACCUAAUAAUUGAAUUUUAAUGUUCCAACGACCCUGUUUGGUAGAGGUGAUCUUUCAAGCAAAUUGUAAAGCAUCCCUGCCUUCUUAGCAGAGUUGCCUAGUUUCAUCAUUCAGUUGCUUGGUAAUAAUUGAUGUUUUGGUUUUUAAUGCACCUUGUUGCUAUUAACAUCCAUUUGUUUUAUUUUUGUUAACCAUAGAUUUCAGUAAUGCUGAAUAUAUUUUAGGAACCUUUUUAUUUAGGUAAUAUGUCACAAAACAUCUUCGUUUCCUUCUUUGUGCUGUAUAAUAAUUAUCCCUCCUCCAUUUCUCUCCCCCCCCUUACGUGGUUGGAUCUAACACUAACUGUAUUGUUUUAUUACAUCAAUAAACUAUAUGUGGACCAGGCCUGCAA